This is a messenger RNA of Phytophthora nicotianae INRA-310, 621 nucleotides long. RefSeq lists its product as hypothetical. The record is from RefSeq and is a predicted model, not a curated record. Bases 1 to 621 code for a protein of 206 amino acids. The transcript is spliced from 2 exons. Lineage: Eukaryota; Oomycota; Peronosporomycetes; Peronosporales; Peronosporaceae.
AUGCAGCUCCAAUUGGCGUAUCUAGUAGAACGAAAGCUGGAGUUCGAAGGAAAUGACGACGCUGUCGAGUGGGCCAAGCACUUAACUGACAACGUUAACCAACACAACAUCGAACAUCUCGCAACAUUCUGCACUCAACACCUCGAGACGUAUCUGAAGACCUCAAAAGCGCUGCGUCAUCAGCGUAUGGAGACACUACAACGUCAGUUUGCAUCCGAGCUGCAACGAGAGCCUGAGUAUCCGCUAGACGACAGUGUUUCGGCUCCUUUUCUCUGGUAUUCCGUGGCUCUUGACCGUCUACGAGGCGUCAUCAUCAGCAAUGAACUCCCUCAAUACCAGCAGAUCAUGACGCAGUUUGGCCAGCAUUUAGCCGCCUCUCAACGAAGCCCACGUUGCUUGUACGAGGCUGUUCCCGAGACUUCUCCUGAACUCCCAUCCGACAUUCCACCGCUCAGGCUCAACGUGGAGGCCAAUGACGGGCUCUUCUUACGCGAGAAAGUGACGAACGAUACAGGCGACAUUUCCACGGGAGAUGCACAUGUCUUCCCAGAGCUGAGGAAUCCAUACGAGAAGAAGGGACGUGAACGGCGACAGACAGCUGAGCAGAUCGUUGUGUUCUAA